Molecule: messenger RNA, 1119 nt
Organism: Fonsecaea multimorphosa CBS 102226
Lineage: Eukaryota; Fungi; Ascomycota; Eurotiomycetes; Chaetothyriales; Herpotrichiellaceae
Exons: 2
Coding region: 1-1119 (372 amino acids)
Cellular component (GO): mitochondrial intermembrane space; cytoplasm
Molecular function (GO): coproporphyrinogen oxidase activity
Source: RefSeq, a predicted model, not a curated record
AUGUCCUAUGGGAUGCCUAUUGCGAACGACUCGCCACCCAUUCAGCCCGUUAAGCUCGCCGAGGUAGACGAGGUGACCAAGAGCAAGCAAAAAAUUACACGCAACUCGCCGAUGCGACUGCGGAUGGAGGCCCUGAUCAAGGAACAUCAGAAUCGGAUAGUCUUUGCGCUGGAAAAUCUGGAUGGGAAGAAGUUCAGGCGGGAUGAGUGGACGAGACCAGCUGGCGGAAGCGGCAUCUCGUGCGUUCUCCAGGAUGGCAAUGUCUUCGAGAAAGCUGGCGUCAAUAUCAGCGUCGUCUAUGGAGAGCUAUCACGCCCUGCCAUUGAGAAGAUGCGGUCGGACCACAAAUCCUUUGUUGCUUCGGAUAUCGACAAAUUGAAUUUCUUUGCGGCAGGCAUCUCGCUAGUGCUGCACCCUCAUAACCCCAUGGCUCCGACGGUCCACAUGAACUACCGAUACUUUGAGACAUCUGACCCCCGGGACCCCGUCAAUGCAACGGGGACGUCCCAGCAAAAUUGGUGGUUUGGCGGAGGUACAGACUUGACUCCUUGUUAUUUGUUUGAAGAAGACGCCCAAUAUUUCCACAAGACCAUCAAAGCCGCCUGCGACAAGCACGACAAAGACUACUAUCCCAGAUUCAAAAAGUGGUGUGACUCUUAUUUCAGGAUUCCACAUCGAAAUGAGUCGCGAGGCAUCGGUGGCAUCUUCUUCGAUGACCUUGAAGCCAGUUCACGACCAAAUUCGCGUAACCCGCAGGAGGAGAUCUUCCAAUUUGUUGUCAGCGGCCUCGAGUCAUUCUUACCCUCAUACCUACCCAUUGUCAAGAAGAGAAAGGACAUGCCCUAUUUGCCCGAACAAAAAGAGUGGCAACAGAUCCGACGAGGUAGAUAUGUCGAAUUCAACCUAAUCAAUGACCGGGGGACCAGCUUUGGGCUGCGGACUCCAGGUGCCCGAGUCGAAAGCAUUCUGAUGAGUCUGCCAUUAACGGCCCGUUGGGAAUAUAUGCAUCCUGUUUGUGGCACUGGCAUUCCCGAAAACCAGGAGGACGCAGAGGACUCCCAGUUUGAGAAGGAAAAGGAGCUAAUGGAAGUCCUCAGGCACCCCAGAGAAUGGGUCUAA